AUGGCGUCGGUAACCACCAGCGCAGCCGCCGCCGGGCCACGCCCCGACCGGCCGCAUGUCGUUUUCAUCAAUCAAAGAGUAAAAGCUGGCGAGCGCCUCGUGGCGGAGUGGCUGGAUCGGCAGCCGACGGGAUCCGUGGUGUACGUUUCCUUCGGGAGCGCCGGCACGCUGUCCGUGGAGCAGACGGCGGAGCUCGCCGCCGGGCUGGAGGACAGCGGGCACAGGUUCCUCUGGAUCGUGCGCAUGCCAAGCCUGGAGGGCGAGCACUCCGACGGCAUGGGUCGGAAAUCCCGUGGCGGUGGUGACGAGAACGAUCCCUUGGCUUGGCUUCCAGAGGGGUUCUUGGAGAGGACCCGGGGGCGUGGCCUCGCCGUGGCGUCGUGGGCGCCGCAGGUGCGCGUGCUGUCCCACCCGGCGACGGCCGCCUUCGUGUCCCACUGCGGGUGGAACUCGACGCUGGAGAGCCGUCUUGUCCGGCGUGCCGAUGGUGGCGUGGCCGCUGUACGCGGAGCAGCGGAUGAACGCCGUGGUCCUGUCGGAGAACGUGGGCGUGGCAUUGCGGCUGCGCGUCCGCACGGACGACGGGCUGGUUGGGCGCGAGCAGAUCGCGGCGGCGGUGAGGGAGCUGAUGGAGGGGGAGGAUGGGCGCGCCGUGCGGCGCCGGACGGGGGACCUGCAGCAAGCGGCGGACCUGGCGUGCGCGCCGGAUGGAUCGUCGCGCCGGACGUUGGACGAGGUCGUCGGCAGGUGGACGGCGGGUAUGCCAUUGUUUAUGAAUUAUUUGGGCUCCUACAUAAUCUUCUUAAAUCUAGAUCUCGUUGA
Miscanthus lutarioriparius is the source of this 822-nucleotide messenger RNA. The record is from the annotation of a GenBank genome assembly. NCBI's taxonomy places the organism in Eukaryota, Viridiplantae, Streptophyta, Magnoliopsida, Poales, Poaceae.